Molecule: messenger RNA, 2523 nt
Organism: Ahaetulla prasina
Lineage: Eukaryota; Metazoa; Chordata; Lepidosauria; Squamata; Colubridae
Gene: TMEM209
Product: transmembrane protein 209
Exons: 13
Coding region: 400-2202 (600 amino acids)
Cellular component (GO): membrane
Source: RefSeq, a predicted model, not a curated record
CGUUCCCCAUUGAAUCAGAUAAUAUUCAUUCAUUCAUUCAUUCAUUUUAUUGAUUUUUCCCUGUGAAGCCUCAAGAGGGCGCUGUUGAUCCCAAUUUGGGUGAAACACUCUCAAUAGUCCUCAAUUUACCACCACAAUGGAGCCUGAAAUGUAGGUUGUUAAGUGAGAAAUUUGUUAAAGUGAGCUUGCUCCAUUUUGCGGCUGUUCUCGCCACAUGGGUUGGUUGGUUGGUUAUUUAUUUAAAAAUUUAUAUUGCCGCCUAUUUGCGAUUAAGCAAAUCGCUGCAGUUGUUAAAUUAGCAAAAGCGGUUGUUAAGCAAAUCUGGUUUUUCCAUUGACUUUACUCGUCAGAAGGGCACAAAAGGAGAUCACGUGACCCGGGGACGCUGCAACCGUCACCAUGCAGGGGGAACCAAAUCCAUCCGACUCCCUCAUUGACCGGACCAUCAAGAUGAGGAAGGAAACAGAAGCGAGAAAAGUGCUCUUGGCCUGGGGAUUUCUCAACCUGUCACUCGCCGGCAUGAUCUACACGGACAUGUCUGGAAAACUGAUCAGUUCCUAUUACAAUAUUUCGUGCUGGAUCUUCUGGUAUAUCGAACUUGGCUUUGCCUCUUUGUUCAGCCUCAACGCCUUAUUUGAUUUCUGGAGAUACUUCAAAUAUACCAUGGCUCCUACCAGCUUAGUGAUGAGUCCUGGCCAACAGACGCUUCUGGGAUUGCAGAACGCAGCGGUCCAGACUACGCCGCCCCGCGAGUUGGUGCCCAGGAAGACGCCCCCUUCGACCCCGUCCCCUCCCAUCCAGGGGCAGAGUGUGCUGAGCUACAGUCCUUCCCGCUCACCCAGCACCAGCUCCAAAUUUGCAACCGGUUGCAUCUCCGGAUACAGUCCUCAGCUGCAGGCUUUGUCAGGAAGUAGCGGGUCCUACGGCACGGCGGCGAGUUACUCUCCAGGAAGCGGCUACAGUAAGGUGUCUCCCUUCAGUCCUUCUCCGGGUCCCUUGAUGUACCCGGCUAGCAUUGGGCCCAUGGAUAGCAGCGGGAUGAGAUCCAGGUAUCGCUCCUCGCCCACCGUCUACAACUCGCCCACGGGAAAAGCCGACUACAUGACGGAUUUGAAAUCGCUCGACAGCUUCCUUCGAAACGAGGAGGAGAAACAGCACAGGGUGCAGCUGGGCAGUUCGGAUUCGGGCUCUCCUUCAAACAGUCCGACUUUUUGGAACUACGGUCGCUCCAUGGCCGACUACGCCCAGAUGCUCCGGAAAUUCCAGUACCAGCCGGCCUGCAGGUCCCAAGCCCCCUCAGCUCAUAAGGAUGAAGCCGAUCUGAGUUCGAAACAAGCUGCCGAAGAGGUCUGGGCACGGGUGUCGAUGAGCAGACAGCUGUUUGAUCACAUGGAUUCCUGGACUGCCAAAUUCAGAAAUUGGGUCAACGAGACAAUUUUGGUGCCGCUGGUUCAAGAGAUUGACUCUGUUAGCACUCAGCUGCGGAGAAUGGGGUGUCCGGAGCUGCAGAUUGGAGAAGCCAGCCUGAGCAGCCUGAAGCAAGCCGCUUUGGUGAAAGGCCCCCUUAUUCCCACCCUGAAUACAAUCGUCCAAUACUUGGACCUGACCCCGAAUCAGGAAUAUUUAGUAGAAAGGAUCAAAGAGCUUUCCCAAGGCGGCUGCAUGAGUUCGUUCAGGUGGAACCGAGGCGGAGACUUCAAAGCGCGCACCUGGGAUACUGAUUUACCCACGGACUCCGGAAUCCUUAUGCACGUAUUCUGCACGUAUCUUGACUCCAGGCUUCCUCCCCAUCCUAAAUACCCCGAUGGGAAAACCUUCACCUCCCAGCAUUUCAUUCAAACCCCCGAUAAACCAGGAGUCUUCCAAUAUUUGAGGGGCUGCCAGAAAGAAGAGCUAUUCUCCAAAGCACCAGAGCGCAGGAUGAUAAACAGCAGGAUGGAAACUCAUCAAGGAGAGAACCUGGAGUUAAGGAGAAACUUCCUAACAGUGAGGACAAUUAACCAGUGGAACUACUUGCCUCCAGAAGUUGUGGGUGUUUCAUCACUGGAGGCUUUUAAGAAGAGAAUGUCUGGAAUGGGAGAAGAUCUGCCCAAUCAGGGGGUUGGACUAGAAGACCUCCAAGGUCCCUUCCAAGUCUGUUGUUCUGUUAUUCUAUUCUGGACCACUGAUUCUCCACAUAGACCCCAUAGGGAGAGGUUUUAGCUUGCUUGGAGUACAGUGUACAUUCAUCAAUGGAGUUCUUGGAACCUUUGGGGUGAUAGCAUUUUAUGUAUAACCAGCCGGACUCCCACCAGUGUAUUCUGUCUUCCUUCGCCUCCUUCCGAGUGAUGGCUUAAUUAGCCGGCACUAUCAGCUCUGGCAGCAAAAUAGCAAGCGUAUGCCAAGUGUCUCUGUUAUCUUCCUCGACGCCGAUGAGUCACCCAGGAACAAACUUCAGCUCUUAGUUAAUCAGUUGAUUUUGCCUGCUACGAAGAGGCACAGCAGCUCUUGCUGCCAUUAUAUCCUGUGGGGUGUGGCUCCAUG